Paramuricea clavata is the source of this 1652-nucleotide messenger RNA. Lineage: Eukaryota; Metazoa; Cnidaria; Anthozoa; Malacalcyonacea; Plexauridae. The record is from the annotation of a GenBank genome assembly.
AUGGUUCCAGAAGGUGAGGACAAGGUUCCCGACGCUAAGGACAAUGUUCCUGUCGCUGAGGACAAGGUUCCUGACGCUGAGGACAAGGUUCCUGACAGUGAGGACAAGGUUACUGACUGUGAGGACAAGGUUCCUGACUGUGAGGACAAGGUUCCUGACGGUCACGACAAGGUUCCUGACGGUGAGGACAAGGUUCCUGACGGUGAGGACAAGGUUUCUGACGCUGAGGGCAAGGUUCCAGACGGUGAGGACAAGGUUCCUGACGCUAAGGAGAAGGUUGCUGACGCUGAGGACAAGGUUCCUGACGCUGAGGACAAGGUUCCUGGCGCUGAGGACUAGGUUCCUAACUGUGAGGACAAGGUUCCUGACGGUGAGGACAAGGUUCCUGACGGUGGAGACAAGGUUGCUGACGCUGACGACAAGGUUCCUGACGCUGAGGACAAGGUUCCUGACUGUGAGGACAUGGUUCCUGACUGUGAGGACAAGCUUCCUGACUUUGAGGACAAGGUUCCUGACGCUGACGCUGACGACAAGGUUCCUGACGCUGAGGACAAGGUUCCUGACGCUGACGACAAGGUUCCUGACAGUGAGGACAAGGUUCCUGACGGUGAGGACAAGGUACCUGACGGUGAGGACAAGGUUCCUGACGGUGAGGACAAGGUUCCGGACGGUGAGGACAAGGUUCCUGAUGCUGAGGACAAUGUUCUUGACGCUGAGGACAAGGUUUCUGACGCUGAGGACAUGGUUCCAGAAGGUGAAGACAAGGUUCCCGACGCUAAGGACAAGGUUCCUUACGCUGACGACAAGGUUCCUGACGCUGAGGACAAGGUGCCUGACGCUGACAAAAAGGUUCCUGACAGUGAGGACAAGGUUCCUGACGGUGAGGACAAGGUAUCUGACCGUGAGGAUAAGGUUCCUGACGCUGAGGACAAGAUUCCUGACGGUGAGGACAAGGUUCCUGACUGUGAGGACAAGGUUCCGGACGGUGAGGACAAGGUUCCUGACGCUGAGGACAAGGUUCCUGACUGUGAGGACAAGGUUCCUGACGGUGAGGACAAGGUUCCGGACUGUGAGGACAAGGUUCCUGAUGCUGAGGACAAUGUUCUUGACGCCGAGGACAAGGUUUCUGACGCUGAGGACAUGGCUCCAGAAAGUGAGGCAAGGUUCCCGACGCUAAGGACAAGGUUCCUUACGCUGACGACAAGGUUCCUGACGCUGAGGACGAGGUUCCUGACGCUGACAAAAAGGUUCCUGACAGUGAGGACAAGGUUCCUGACGGUGAGGACAAGGUAUCUGACGGUGAGGAUAAGGUUCCUGACGCUGAGGACAAGAUUCCUGACGCUGAGGACAAGGUCCCUGAGGCUGAGGACAAGGUUCCUAACGCUGAGGACAAGGUUCCUGACCCUGAGGACAUGGUUCCUGAGGCUGAGGACAAGGUUCUUGACGCUGAGGACAUGGUUCCUGACGGUAAGGACAAGGUUGCUGACGCUGAGGACAAGGUUCCUAACGCUGAGGACAAGGUUCCUAACGCUGAGGACAAGGUUCCUAACGCUGAGAACAAUGUUCCUGACGCUGAGGACAAGGUUCCUGAGGCUGAAGACAAUGUUCCUGGCGCUGAGGACAAUUUUCCUGGCGGUGAGGACAAGGAGUGA